Molecule: messenger RNA, 3951 nt
Organism: Symbiodinium pilosum
Lineage: Eukaryota; Dinophyceae; Suessiales; Symbiodiniaceae
Source: the annotation of a GenBank genome assembly
AUGCCGGCGGUGCCCAUCCUGCCCACGUUGGUUGUGGUUGCUGUGGCAGGCGUUGCCUCAGCUGGCCUCCAGCUCAUCACCGUCAGCAGUCUCGUGGUGAUCGUGGGGUUGGCUGGUGCCUGUGCCCUGUGCAUUGCAGCUGGCCAGAGAGCAGUCCAUUUCCUUGGGCAGGACGAGCAGGUGUGGGUUGAAGGCUUUACCGGAGCCUAUGUACAGAAUGGGCCCGGCGUUGCCAUACUAAAUCCGCUGACAUACAGGUCUGCGAUCAGUCGAAAGGCCGAGACGUUGGGAAACAUGGACUACGUCAAAGUGCGGGACACUCUUGAAGGAAAAGAACGAGUUGAAAAAGGACCGCAGCUCUUUUUUCUUGGAGCCUACGAGCAGGUUGUCGAGCGAAGGCAAGGCCUCAGCUUGGGAAGUACGGAGUUUGCCACUGUGGAAGACCGGCUCACCGGGGAGCGGCGGAUCGUGAAAGGUCCUUGCAUGUUUUUCCCGGGACCACAUGAAGAUGCCAACAGAGGCGCAGCAGUUAGCCUGAGUCGUAUUGAGUACCUCACUGUGGAGGAUCAGCUCACCGGUGACAAGCGAAUUGUCAAAGGUCCCGCAGUUUGGUUUCCAGAUCCGUACGAGCGAAGCAGCGCCAAGACCACGGCUAUAGCAUUGCAGGAAGAUGAAUAUGUCAAGGUGAAAGAUACGUCUUCAGGAAAGAGAUGGAUUGAGAAAGGCAAAGCUCUAAUCUUCCCAGAGCCUACUUGGCAUGUUGAGGGUGCCUCUGCGAAAUGCAGCGGCAUUUGCAAAGCCUGGGCUUUAAAGUCCUACGAGUACGUGCGCCUCAUGGACACCGUCACGGGCAAGGUUGCAUCCUACCGUGGAGAACAGACUGUCUUCCCGAGUCCAGAUGAUGAACUCUUGGAUGGUGGCGUCAUGGAAGCUCUCGAUCUGAAGGUCCAUGAAUACGUCAAGAUCCUUGACCAGUCCACUGGAACGAUCCGUGUCGAAGCAGGAUGUAACGGGUCCAGCAAGCAGGUUUUCCUUGGGCCACACGACAAAGUCCUUGACAACGGCAAAAGGAAGGCCGUUGAGGUGGAUGACGAGCAUGCAGUUCUCGUGCGUGACAAGAGCACCGGGCAAGUUCGCCUCGUCACGGAGAAGCAGCUUUUCGUCCCAGGGCCGAACGAGACGAUCGAGAAGGUUCAAGAAUUGAUCCGGCUUGCAGACCAUGAAGCUCUCAUUGUGAAGAACCGUGAGGGCGAAUUUCAGUAUUUUUAUGGCAGCGAGGAAAAGCGGGCUCCCGGCCAGCCAAGAGCCUUCUUCCUGGAACCCUAUGCGGAGAUUGUCAAACUCUGCUGGAGCAAAGGUCGCCGCCGCGAGACCCGAAACCUUUUCAUCGAGAGGUUUGAUUGUCGUGCUCAGUUCAUGUCCUUUGAGUUCAACUGCCGCACAUCUGAUAAUGUGGAGCUCAUCCUGGAGGGAACUUUCUUCUGGGAAGUAGUGGAUCUUCCUGCGAUGGUCAAGAGCACUGGGGACACCAGCGGUGACUUAUGCAACCAUGCAAGAUCGCAAUUCAUCCGCCAUGUGGCCAAAGUUACCUUAAAGGAGUUCAUGGACAGCUCGCAUGCCAUUGCCAAGCGAGUGUGGGAGGAAGAUACGGAGUUCUAUGCCUCUCGUGGUGUGAAGAUUCAUUCGUUAGAAGUAACUCGUUAUCAAUGCGCCGAUUCUCGAACCUCCGAGAUUCUGGAGCAGAUCAUUCAGGAAACCACAAAUCGGAUGAACAGGCUCUCGCAGGCAGAAUCAGAAAACGAGGUCAGCCUCUUUCGAACUCAAGGCCAGAUUGAGCAGGAGCGUCUGAAUGGCGAGCUGCUGGCCAUCAAGCAUCAGCAUUCAGAGGCCGAGGCGGAGGUAGUCGGGCGUGCGGAAGCCAAUAGGGUGUCCGCCUUCAUAGCUGGCCUUGAGCCAAAGGUGCCAAAGCUCGACGACCGCAUUGCCCUUUGGCAAGUUCUUCGCAAGAACGUAGCAACAGGCGUGAACAGGCUUAGCGAAUGCCCUGCAAGCCAAUGCAUGGCCCAUAUGGCUGCAGACGUCUAUGCCCUGAAGGCUGUGGACAAGAAGCGAGUUCUGGACCAUAACCUCCAGCACCAGCUUGUUGCCGAAGUAGAGACCCAGAAGACGCUCUCACAUCCCAACUUGCUGAGGUGUUUCGACUACUUCACAGAGUCGGACAUGGUGUACAUAGUCUUGGAGCUGGCUUCAGGAGGAGACCUGUAUCAGCAUUUGCGAAGACAUGGUCCCUUGAAUGAGCCACGAGCCGCCUACGUGUUCAGACAGGUAUGCGAGGGGGUCAGGCACUUGCAUGACCACGGGAUUAUCCACAGAGACUUGAAGCCGGAAAACAUUCUGCUGACCGAGGACAUGACCGUGAAGAUUGCAGACUUUGGAUGGGCUGCCAAGGCAGAGAGGACUGACACGCGUAAGACCUUUUGUGGAACCCUUUGCAUGCUGGCGCCGGAGAUGAUUGCUGGCAAGGCGUACGACGCCAGAGUGGAUGUCUGGGCUGUUGGCGUGCUUCUCUUCGAAAUGCUGACAGGCUGCUCACCCUUUGACAGAGGGCAAGGUCUCAUGGAGACCUGCAAGGCCAUUGUGGGACCAGGUCUGAGUGCUGUGGCCAUGGACGAGGUGCCGACAGCAGCUCAGCCCAUCCUCCAUGGACUCAUGCAACAGGAAGCCGACAACCGCAUGUCGCUGGAUGAGUGCCUUAAGGCUGACUGGGUCAUGGAGCAGUCAGCGUCGUUUUUGAAGGACUUCACCCACGGCCGACAAACCAGCAGCAGCAAAAGAACACUCAUCACGGCUGUCAACCUUGCUGAGACAAGGGCGCAGCCAGAUUUGGAUCGGUCACAUCGUGCAGAUACUCCCAAGGAGUUCUCAGCACAGCUUGACUCCCCACGGCUUGCUAAGCCGCUGGCAGGAGGAAGCUCUCCAUGCAAGCGUAGCUCGUCGACAUCGACAGCUACACCAUCCAGUACUGCUGCUGCAGCAUCUGCCAUCACGGAUGCCGAAAUCAGCCCUGUGAGUCCAGGGGUCUUUCCCCAGCAGCGAGGCUCUUCAGCGGCCCGUGGCCUUGAUGCGUGCUCUGUGAGUUCAAACAGCCGCAUGAUCAACGUGAAGGCUGUGGAAGAGGAUCCUUCGCUAAAUGCCUGGGAAAAGGAGUCGGCCUCCUCGGUGGCAUCAAUGCGCAGCGAGGGCAAAUGGCGGGUUCCGGAUGGCAAGGAGCUGCUACCCAAGGUGGAGUUGGAAACGCCUCGUGCUCCACCGACAAGACCGGCUGGCACGGCGUCAACCAACCAGUUGCUUCCACCCGGAACGCGGCUGGACCUUCUGCCUCCUAGGACUUGCUUGGGCCUUCAGGCAUCUAGCGAGCACAGCGCAAGUGGCGUUGCCUCAGGUGUUGAGGCCGCUGAAGGCUUUCUGCGAGAUGUUGCUCAGAGCGAAGAUAGCUCAUCGGAUGACAUGCCGGAGGGUGAGGUGGCGUUUGGAGUUGCCUUCGACUCCUUCAGCCCGGGCAAGAAGCGAUGGAGUCAGGAGAGGCUAAGAUCACUUGACGAUCCUGUGAGUCCAGUGAAACAUCAAGGCUCACGUGAUCGCCACCGGCAAGAGGCUGGAGGUGGAUAUGCGGUCCCUCGAGUGAUCCGACCGGACUUUCAUGGACCUGCUGCUAAAGCCGUGGCCAGGUCCUCCAUCUGUUCGCAUACGUCUUCUGAUGGACAGUCGUAUCAAGGCUCCACAGCGGCAGGCUCAUCGGCAUCUCGGCAGGCGUCCAAUGGGCUUGUUCGACAGCUGACUGAGCUCGGCUACUCGUGGCAUCAGGCCAUGGAGGCCGCCAAGCGCACCAGCUCAGUGGAAGCAGCUGUAGACUGGUUGGGGGAGAAGGAGAGUGCUUGCGGUUGGGCCUGA